Oryctolagus cuniculus (rabbit) is the source of this 4466-nucleotide messenger RNA. The record is from RefSeq and is a predicted model, not a curated record. NCBI's taxonomy places the organism in Eukaryota, Metazoa, Chordata, Mammalia, Lagomorpha, Leporidae.
GGCUGAGGGAAGGGUGCAUCCGCUAACGUCACAUCGGAUCUUUGAACUCUCUAGAGGGACUCGAGGUGACCUGGAUGACAGCUCCUCUUUGGUCCCCAGAACCCUGGCUGGAAGGAGUGGGGUAGUCAGGGCUAUUGGGCCUGAGCAACAAAGCCAGAGAAGCCUGGCCCAGGCGGAGAAGCUGGGAUGCUGGAGAGGCUGGGCGGGGAAGGAGGGAGGAGGGAGAAGCCGGGGUUCAUGACAGGGACCGGCAGUACACGGGCCGUGCCCAGUAAGCAAGUCGCCUCUCUGGACAGAGCUGGGAAAGACAAAGCUGCAAGUUCCCUAGAUGUCCGCUAGGGGGAAACAGAGGCUAGAGCAGCCGCAGGUCGCUAUGGUAACCACGAAGCUGACGCUGCGUUUUCCUUAGCCCCGCCCAGCAGGUGUCCGGGAGGCUGCAAGGUCCCGGCUCAGCUCCGCACAGGCAGCGAGUCCAGACAAAGGCCCAGGCACCUACGCAGAGACCCCUCCUGCCCAAGCCACAGCUGUCUGACCCCCGCAGGCAAGAUGGCGGUGGCUCACUGACCGAGCCCAGUGAUUGACAGCCACACCGCUCCCCAGCUCCGCCCUAACCGCGGGCCCCACCGCAGCGCCCCUCGGGGCCCCCUCUGUGGGGGCCUGCGCGCGGGGGCGUCUGGGAAGUGUAGUUCGCGCAUCCGCCACCGUCCCGGGGUUGCGGGCGCGAGCCUCCGCGUGCGCAGGCGCACUUCCGGCUCUGCCCGCCGCUGCAGCCAUUGUCCGGCCCUGGUGCGGCUGAGGCCGCUCUGGGCAAGCCCAUCAGCAGAUCAGAAUUGGAGAGAACCGAGCCUGCUGCAGGCGUGGGAGGAGCCGGCCAGCGGCUCUGGGUGGCCUGAGGUUGCAAGAUUCGGAGGCCCCCGGAGGCGGUGAUUCCGAGUGCGCGGCUCCGGUCGGGCAGCGGGCCCCGGCGAGGCAGGAAUGGCCCCGAGGCCGCCGACGGCCGCGCCCCAGGAAUGUGGUCCUACAGGAAUCAGUAACAUUCAAAGAUGUGGCCGUGGACUUCACCAGGGAGGAAUGGCACCACGUGGACUCUGCGCAGAGAACGUUGUACAAGGAUGUGAUGCUGGAGAACUAUAGCCACCUGGUAGCUCUUGGAUAUCAAGUUUCCAAGCCAGAGGUGAUCUUCAAGUUGGAACAAGGAGAAGAGCCGUGGAUAUCAGAGGGAGAAAUCCAGAGACGCUUCUGUGCAGGCAGAGUGGAAAGUGAGCGAGAGAGAGACAGAGAGAAAGGUCUUCCUUUUGCCGUUGGUUCACCCUCCAAUGGCCGCUGUGGCCGCCGCAGCUGGCGCACCGUGCUGAUCCGGUGGCAGGAGCCAGACUGGAAGACCAGGAGUGAAGCCAAAUCAUCAAAUCUUCAUCAGGGCAUAGCUGAAGUGUCCCGUAGCACAGAUGGUCUCUCCAGUGCCACUUUAGAAGACACCUGUGAUAUUAGUAGCCAGUUAGAAAGGCACCAGGAAAACGGGAAGAGACAUCUGGGGCCAGAGGCAUCUGCCCAGAAGAAAAUAAUCACACCAGAGAAAAGUUUUGAGCAAAAUAAAUUUAGUGAAGAUUCUAGGUUGAAUAAAGACCUGCUUACACAACUGAACAUUCCUUCAAGAAUAAGGCCUAGUGAAUGUGAGACGCUUGGAAACAAUUUGGGACAUAAUUCAGACUUACUUAAUCAAAACAAUGCCCUUGCGAAGAAGAAACCAUAUAAGUGUAAUAAAUGUAGGAAAGCCUUUAUUCAUCGAUCAUCACUUACCAAACAUGAGAAAACACAUAAAGGAGAGGGUGCUUACCCUACUGGUGCAGAUCAGGGAAUUUAUCCUGGAAAGAAACAUCAUGAGUGUACUGACUGUGGGAAAACCUUCCUGUGGAAGACACAACUGACGGAGCAUCAGAGAAUUCACACUGGGGAGAAACCCUUUGAAUGCAAUGUGUGCGGAAAGGCCUUCAGGCACAGCUCAUCCCUUGGGCAGCACGAGAAUGCUCAUACUGGAGAGAAACCCUACCAGUGUAGUCUCUGCGGCAAAGCCUUCCAGCGCAGUUCCUCCCUUGUUCAGCACCAGAGAAUUCACACCGGAGAGAAGCCCUAUCGAUGUAAUCUGUGUGGGAGGUCCUUCAGGCAUGGCACAUCCCUCACUCAGCACGAGGUUACACACAGUGGUGAGAAACCCUUCCAGUGUAAGGAAUGUGGGAAAGCCUUUAGUCGGUGUUCUUCCCUAGUCCAACACGAGAGGACUCAUACUGGAGAGAAACCUUUUGAAUGUAGCAUAUGUGGGCGGGCUUUUGGUCAGAGCCCAUCUCUUUAUAAGCAUAUGAGGAUUCAUAAGAGAGGCAAACCUUACCAAAGCAAUAGCUACAGCAUAGAUUUCAAGCACACCUCCUCUCUUACUCAAGAUGAAAGUACUGUGACUGAAGUGAAAUCCUACCAUUGUAACGACUGUGGGGAAGACUUCAGUCACAUUACAGACUUCACUGACCAUCAGAGGAUCCAUGCUGGAGAGAACCCCUAUGACUGUGAGCAGGCCUUUAGUCAACAAACUAUUUCUCAUCCCGGAGAGAAGCCCUAUCAGUGUAAUGUAUGUGGGAAGGCGUUCAAAAGGAGUACCAGUUUCAUAGAGCAUCACAGGAUUCAUACUGGAGAAAAACCGUACGAAUGUAAUGAGUGUGGAGAAGCCUUCAGUCGACGCUCGUCGCUUACUCAACAUGAGAGAACCCAUACUGGCGAGAAACCCUAUGAAUGUAUUGACUGUGGGAAAGCCUUCAGUCAAAGUUCAUCCCUUAUUCAGCACGAGAGAACUCAUACUGGAGAGAAACCCUAUGAAUGUAACGAAUGUGGGCGCGCCUUUCGAAAGAAAACCAACCUGCAUGAUCAUCAGCGAAUUCAUACUGGAGAAAAACCCUAUGCUUGUAAGGAAUGCGGGAAAAACUUCAGUCGAAGCUCAGCUCUCACCAAACACCAGAGAAUUCAUGCACGAAAUAAACUCUAGGAACCCUGAAACUAAGGAAUGUGUAGAAAGCUUUAGCUAAAAUGCUGUUCUGGUUCAGGACCACAGCAUUCUUACUGGAGAGGGUUUGAGAAUCUAAUGACUUGUGUGUGAUGAAAACUUGUAUAUUGUGUGUGGAGAAAACUGUGUGCCACUAGACAGAAUGUCUUUUUAAUAAAAGCCACAUGCAUAUUUGAUUACAAGCAGCUGUAAAACUGACUACAGACAGCAUAUAUAGCCAGUUGAAAAUGAUAUGCCUAUAUAUUGGAUUUUAUAAAGCUUUUGAAUAUAUAUAUAUACAUAUAUAUAUAUAUAUAUGAGAUCACCAAGUUUCAAUCACUUGAUGUGUAACCCUGUUUACAGUCUUUUUAAAAAAAAUAAAUAAAACUCCAGUAAUGACGAAAAGUCAUUUUUAAAAAUUGCUUGACAACUGCAACUCUUAAAGUAAGUCCACUGUGGAAACCAACUCCACCUGCAGAAAUUUGCCAUUGAAAGAAUUAGUUUAAGUAGCAUAACCACUUCAUUGUACAGAUAAAGAGACAAAGCCAAAGAUUUGAAGUGGUUUGCACAGUAUGGUACAGCCCAUAAGAGCUAAGUGGAUUGGAGAAUGCAGGUCUCCUGGAUCUUUGUCCCCAUGGCAUUGUGACUGAAGGGUUUGAAGUGAAUCAGAUACCCAAACAUUUACUAAGCACCCUUGAGUUGAGCAUUUAGAAAUUCCUAAAAGCAUAAGAAGCAGGAUGUAUGCAGCUUUGCCACAGGCCUAUUUAAAUCAACUUGUAGAAGCUUACAAACCAGAACAUCAGCGGCAGCUGUUGAUAGUUGAGCUUCUGGUGACUUUUUCCUUUUCCCAGUUAGAAGUUACAUAGAGCUAACAUGUCAGUUUCAUAGAACUAUUAAGUCCUCUUGUGCUUUUUAGGGCACUCCUAUGAAAGCGCACUGACCUAAGCUUUAUAUAUCAGAUCGGUAGGAAAGCAACUAAGGAAAAACUAAGAGGAGAAUGUUCCCCAAAUCAGUUUUGUUACACAGAAAUAAAAAUCCAGCUACUUUUUGCCAUAAAUUAUCUGACUCCAUUUAGAGAAACAACAUGUAUUGACUCAUUUUGUGCACAAAUAUUUCACCAUAAAAAUACCAGCUUGUUGGGGGCAGCACUGUGAUGUGGUGAGUUAAGCCACUGCCUGCAGGACCGGCAUCUCAUGUGGGUGCUGGUUCCAGUCCCAGCUGCUCCACUUCUGAUCCCGCUCCAUGCUAAUGUGCCUGGGAAAGUAGCAGAAGAUGGCCCAAGUGCUUGGGCCCCUGCAUCCAAGCUCCUGGCUCCUGGCUUCAUCCUGGCCCAGUCCUGGCAUUGCAGCCAUUUGGGGAGUGAAUCAGCAGAUCAAAGACUCUGCUUCUCUCUCUGUUUCUGUAACUCCACCUUUCAAAUAAAUCUUAAAAAAAAAAAAAA